Messenger RNA from Bufo bufo (common toad), 2154 nucleotides. RefSeq names its product DnaJ heat shock protein family (Hsp40) member B4 (gene DNAJB4). The transcript is spliced from 3 exons. The record is from RefSeq and is a predicted model, not a curated record. Gene Ontology annotation, molecular function: protein-folding chaperone binding. The coding region runs from base 157 to 1173 and encodes 338 amino acids. Gene Ontology annotation, cellular component: cytosol. Lineage: Eukaryota; Metazoa; Chordata; Amphibia; Anura; Bufonidae.
CAGGCAGCAGAGAGACGUACAUGGGAGGCUGGGAGCCGAUCUCUCUAUAUAUGAGCAGGAGGGGAUGGACUGGCGAGCACUCGGGGGGGACACGCUUUUUGCAUCCCACUAGGAACAAGUAGCUCCGAGCAUUCCAGUCCUGCUGUCAGAAGGGCUAUGGGGAAAGAUUACUAUUCGAUUUUGGGCAUCGAGAAGGGGGCUUCGGAGGAGGACAUCAAGAAAGCUUACAGAAAGCAAGCUCUGAAGUGGCACCCGGACAAGAACAAGUCCGCCCAUGCAGAAGAGAAGUUCAAGGAGGUAGCAGAAGCCUAUGAAGUGCUGAGCGACCCCAAGAAGAGGGAGAUCUACGAUCAGUACGGGGAGGAGGGGCUUAAAGGAGGACCUGGAACACAAAACGGACAUGGAGGAAACUUCCACUACACGUUCCACGGAGAUCCACAUGCCACCUUUGCUGCAUUUUUUGGUGGAGCAAACCCAUUUGAAAUGUUCUUCGGAAGAAGGAUGCCCGGAGGCCGAGACGAGGAGGACAUGGAGUUGGACGGCGAUCCCUUUAGCUCAUUUUCUAGCUUUGGCAUGAAUGGGUUUCCAAGGGAAAAGAAUCAAGUCGGUCAAAUCCGGCGUAAACAGGACCCACCGAUUAUUCACGAGCUAAAGGUAUCUUUGGAAGAGAUUUACCACGGAGGCACCAAAAGGAUGAGGAUCUCCAGGAAGAGGAUGAAUCCCGAUGGAAGAUCAGUACGGACUGAGGAUAAGAUCCUUACAAUCGAGAUAAAGAAAGGAUGGAAAGAAGGCACCAAAAUCACAUUCCCCAAGGAGGGAGACGAGGCACCCAUGACCAUUCCUGCCGAUGUCGUUUUUGUUAUUAAGGACAAGCCUCAUGCACAUUUUAAGAGAGAUGGUUCAAACAUCGUGUGUCCUGUUCAGAUCAGCCUACGAGAGGCUUUGUGCGGCUCUUCAAUCACGGUGCCCACCUUAGACACUAGGAACAUCCCCAUGACAAUAAAUGAAGUCAUUAAACCUGGAAUGAGACGAAGGAUUAUUGGGUACGGACUCCCUCUUCCAAAAAACCCAGAUCAACGUGGAGACCUUCUGGUUGAGUUUGAGGUCAUUUUCCCGGACAGCAUUCCACAGUCGUCAAAGGAGAUCCUGAAGCGGCACCUGCCCGUGUCCUAGAGGCCGGGGGAGAUGAGAAGACAGUAUAAGCACAUUCAUACGGCCUAGGAAGGUCUCCAGACAAAGGACAAGAUCGUAAACCGUGUGCCCAGCAGUAUUACACACCACUCCAGUGUAUGGGGGGCUGCAUAUGUUCAGUAUUAUAAUUCUAAGCCAUUUUUUGGUUUCACAGGCUUACUAAUGAUGAGUGUUUACUAUACAAGCAUUUCUUUUAUUAUAGAGCUGAUCAUUUUAUUCAGGAAGCUUCGACAGCAUAUUAAUGAUGCAGUAGUGUUAGUUCUCACGUAUUAGACACGGGCGGUAUAUUCAGCAUUGGACUUCAACCCUUACAGUGUUGCUGAGGUGUUACAUGAGUUUUAUAGUUUUUAAAUCAAAUUUUGCCCCUACCCCCCUCAAACGUAAUCCUAUUUUCCAAGACUUUUAUACUGAUGACCUAUGCUCUGGAUAGGUCAUCGGUAUCUGAUCAGUGGUCCGACACCCGGGACCCCCAUCAAUCAGCUGAUUAAGAAGACACCGGCGCUCGCAGCUUAGCCAAGGUCAUGGGUCACAUCUGAUUGAAGUGAAUGGGUCUGAGCUGCGAUACCAAGCACGGCCACCAUGCAAUGUAUGGCGCUGUGCUUGGUAUGCUCUGAGGACACCGCAGUGCACUGCAGCUCUUUCAGCAGGGGUGCAUGGAGUCUUACCCCCACCGAUCUCAUACUGAUGACCUAUCCCUUAGCUGACAAUGAAGUAAAAUAACAAACAGUCCUGUGCUGACACCUCCCUGGUUCGCUAUGUGACCAUUGCAGCCAAUUACCGGCUCCAGCAGUCACCUCGGUGGCAUAGACACAUCUCUACAGUGAUGUUGUCACGUCGUCUCACCACUGAGGCAUAAACAAGCGUCAGCUCGGGAGUGACAGAAAGGUGAGUAUACUGCUCUUUUAUUUUAUACCUCUGCCAAUUGUUUGUAAUAAAUAAAUAAAUAAAAUUAAAAUAAAUAAA